Messenger RNA from Heteronotia binoei (common prickly gecko), 1771 nucleotides. It is a transcript of the gene XNDC1N, whose product is annotated as XRCC1 N-terminal domain containing 1, N-terminal like. Gene Ontology annotation, biological process: single strand break repair; base-excision repair. Bases 233 to 1537 code for a protein of 434 amino acids. Gene Ontology annotation, cellular component: nucleus. The record is from RefSeq and is a predicted model, not a curated record. Lineage: Eukaryota; Metazoa; Chordata; Lepidosauria; Squamata; Gekkonidae. The transcript is spliced from 10 exons. Gene Ontology annotation, molecular function: damaged DNA binding.
UAGUGGAAAAAUUGCGAUGAGUAAAGAAAGAAAACGCGAGAAAAAGCCAAAGGGCACCGGCGGCCUAUCAGGAGGGAGGGUCAAAGGUCGCGGGGUGGUUUUGGCGGGAAAUUGAGAUGCUGCGGAGGACGGCAUCAGCCGGGGAAUGAACUAUUGGAACCUUGGAUCAGUGACUCCCAUAAACAGAAAUGUCAGUUUGAGCAAAUGACAGAGAUGUGCUUGAAGCUACAAAAUGGCUCCCGUGAAGAUUAAACAUGUUGUCUCUUUCACAUCUCAGGAUCCUAAAGACCCGGUAGAUAACUUGCUGCUUGAAGAAAGCCCCCGUCCCUGGCUUAGCUGCCCCCACGACAGGAGCCGGGUGCUGAAAGCGGAGCUGCAGCUGGAACAAGCGAGCCACAUCGGCUACGUUGACAUAGGGAACUGCGGCUCUGCCUUCCUCCAGAUCGACGUGGGCCGCUCCUCGUGGACUGCAGGCCAGAAGUACCUCACCUUGCUGCCCAGUGUCACCUUGAUGAACCCAGCAGAUGCCAAGCUGGACAAGAACCGUUCCGGGGUCCGGAUGUUUAAAGAAGGGGAUUUCUUGGCUGCAGCGCUGGGGGAGAAAUGGGAUCGCGUCAGGCUAACUUGCAGCCAGCCCUUCAACAAGCACACCCAGUUCGGCCUCUCGUUUAUCCGGAUCUGCACUCCACCAGACGACAGUAGCAGCAAGGCAGACCUUCCCUCCUCACCUGCUCAGGCUUCUCCCGAGCCCACAGACAGCCCGUGGCUCUCCAGUGCAGCCAUCUGCAGAACCUUCUUCCCAGAGGCGCCAACGAGCAGCACAGAGGAAGUGGCGCUACAAACUCGACUGCAGCAGCUGGACCCGGCCUCCAGCCCCAAGACGCAGAGUCCGGCCUGCCUGAGCCGCCCAGCUAGGAUGGUGCUGCAGGCAGCCACAGUCCGCAAAAGAGCCUUUCCCUUCGUGGGCAGGCCAGGCCAGCAGGCCAAGGAGAGCCAAGAGCAAGCCCCGCCAGCUGAGGCUGCUGUGGAAGGGGCACAGAGCUGCGCAGCAUCCGGGUCUGGGCAGGAAUCGUCUGCAAGAAGAGACCAUAUGAAAGCCAAGAGGAGGAGGGCAUCGCGCUGCAGGGCUGGGAGGUCUGUCGCAGCCUCCUCCGUCGGGCCGAGGCUCAGCUUUCGACAAAAGGGAAGAAUCUGCGGUCGGAAAGGAAGGUGGCCAGAGAUGGAAAGCGACAAGGAGCUGAGUGAAGACGAAGAGGGCGGGCCAGAAAAGGCUGAUGGGGUGGGCACGUGCCCCAUCUGUGAAGGUUGUUUCCCUGCUGAUGUUUUACCAGCUCACGCCUCCAGCUGCGGAGAGGAAGAGUUUGGAGCAAGUGCCUUCUCCUCGCCAUCCUUGUGGGGGGAGCAGCCUGACCGCUGGGUCUCCUGCCCCAUCUGCCAGGGCCGGUUCUCUGCUGCUGAGGUGGAGGCGCACGCCAGUUCUUGCGGAGAGUCUCCUGCGAGCCCCCCCUCCUGGCUGUGGGGAGAGCCGGGGGAGUAGAUCCGGUGGGAGCACCACAUGGCAAGCUGGAAUGGCUCUUGCAAGACUGAGUGGGGAUGAAGAACCCCCAAGGGGAACCCAGCUCCCAUUUGGAAAGCCCUCCCGUGCGUUUCCUUUCUCGUCAGGAAAGACAGGCGCAGAGACCAGCAUGUUUAUGGAAACCUCAGCAUCUUUCUGAGUUUUGGCAUGUUUUGUUGUGAAAACUUCUCUUCAACAAAGAACUCUUGAAAGUCC